CUGAGGAAGAAGGAAGCAAAAGGAUUGGUCUUGCAUUCUGCUUUUGGAGAAGUAGAAAUUGAUGAAAACAAAUUCUGUGGAGAAAUCAGAGAAACCAGGAGUCACAUUUGGGGCAUUUCAUCUUUACUCAUUUCAGAAAAGUACCAACAUGUAUACUGGAGAGAAAUUCUACAAGUGCCCUCAAUGUAGGAAAGCUUUUAAUAAAAGCUCAAAACUCAUUUUACAUCAGAGAAUUCAUGUUGGAGAAAACCCUUAUGAAUGCAAUGUCUGUGGGAAAGGUUUCCAUCAUAGGUCAAAACUUAGCAUACAUCAGAGGGCACAUACUAGAAAAAAUCCUUAUCAAUGCAAUGACUGUGGGAAAAUGUUUAUUAAUGACUCAAAACUUAUUUUACAUCAGAGGAUUCAUACUGGUGAGAAGCCUUUUAAAUGUCAUGAUUGUGGGAAGGCCUUUAAUCAGAGUUCCACCCUCCUUCAACACCAGAGAAUUCAUACUGGUGAGAAGCCUUUUAAAUGUCAUGAUUGUGGGAAGGCCUUUAAUCAGAGUUCCAACCUCCUUCAGCACCAGAGAAUUCAUACUGGUGAGAAGCCAUUUCAAUGUAGUGAUUGUGGGAAGGCCUUUAAUCGGAGUUCCCACCUCUUUCAACACCAGAGAAUUCAUACUGGUGAGAAGCCAUUUAAAUGCGAUGAUUGUGGGAAGGCCUUUAAUCAGAAUUCCCACCUCCUUCAACACCAGAGAAUUCAUACUGGUGAGAAGCCAUUUCUAUGUCAUUAUUGUGGGAAGGCCUUUAAUUGGAUUUCCAACCUCCUUCAACAUCAGAGAAUUCAUACUGGUGAGAAGCCAUUUAAAUGUAGUGAUUGUGGGAAGGCCUUUAAUCAGAAUUCCAACCUCAUUAAACACCAGAGAAUUCAUACUGGUGAGAAGCCAUUUAAAUGUAAUGAUUGUGGGAAGGCCUUUAAUCAGAGUUCAAAUUUAAUUGUCCAUCAGAGGAUUCAUACUGGUGAGAAGCCUUUUAAAUGUAAUGAUUGUGGGAAAGUCUUCAGUCACAGGUCAAAACUCAUUAUACACCAGAGAAUUCAUACUGGUGAGAAGCCUUUUAAAUGUCAUGAUUGUGGGAAGGCCUUUAAUCAGAAUUCCUACCUCCUUCAACACCAGAGAAUUCAUACUGGUGAGAAGCCAUUUAAAUGUGAUGAUUGUGGGAAGGCCUUUAAUCAGAAUUCCCACCUCCUUCAACACCAGAGAAUUCAUACUGGUGAGAAGCCAUUUCAAUGUCAUGAUUGUGGGAAGGCCUUUAAUCAGAAUUCCAACCUCUCUGUUCACCAAAGAAUUCAUACUAAUGAGAGGCCGUUUCAAUGUAAUGAUUGUGGUAAGGCCUUUAAUCGGAGUUCCCACCUCCUUCAACACCAGAGAAUUCAUACUGGUGAGAAGCCAUUUCAAUGUCAUGACUGUGGGAAGGCCUUUAAUCAGAGCUCCCACCUCCUUCAACACCAGAGAAUUCAUACUGGUGAGAAGCCAUUUCAAUGUCAUGAUUGUGGGAAGGCCUUUAGUCAGAAUUCCAACAUCUCUGUUCACCAAAGAAUUCAUACUAGUGAGAGGCCAUUUCAAUGUAAUGAUUGUGGGAAGGCCUUUAAACAGAGUUCCCACCUCCUUCAACACCAAAGAAUUCAUAAUGGUGAGAAGCCAUUUCAAUGUCAUGAUUGUGGGAAGGCCUUUAAUCAGAGCUCCCACCUCCUUCAACACCAGAGAAUUCAUACUGGUGAGAAGCCAUUUGAAUGUAAUGAUUGUGGGAAGGCCUUUAAUCGGAGUUCACAUUUAAUUGUCCAUCAGAGAAUUCAUACUGGAAAGCUUAUUAAAAAAUCAUGAAUGUGGUAAAGAUUUCAAUAAGAGAACAAACUUCCUGGUACAUCAGAGAAUUC
Molecule: messenger RNA, 1914 nt
Organism: Monodelphis domestica (gray short-tailed opossum)
Lineage: Eukaryota; Metazoa; Chordata; Mammalia; Didelphimorphia; Didelphidae
Source: RefSeq, a predicted model, not a curated record